GAAAUCGUUUACUCCGUAUAAAAAUUGCAGAAUUAUUGCAGACACCAGAAUACCAGACUCCAAGUAAGGAGAUAGAGAACAACCCGAAAUUUCUAAAUUUUCCUCCAAACUCAUUUUUUUUUUUUUUUUUUAAUAUUUUUCAGAUCGAUCGAUUAAUUCAAACAAUACAUAAAAUUGACAAAAAUUCCAUAAGCAGCAGUAAGUAGAAAGCAAACGCAGAAGAAAUGGGGCUUCUGAGUAUCAUUCGCAAAAUCAAGAGGAAAGAGAAAGAGAUGCGAAUUCUCAUGGUGGGGCUCGAUAAUUCUGGAAAAACUACCAUUGUUCUCAAAAUCAAUGGCGAAGACACUAGCGUCAUCAGUCCUACACUUGGUUUCAAUAUCAAGACCAUUUCUUACCAAAAGUAUACACUUAAUAUAUGGGAUGUGGGUGGCCAGAAAACGAUAAGGGCCUAUUGGAGGAACUAUUUUGAGCAGACGGAUGGUUUGAUUUGGGUAGUUGAUAGUUCGGAUCUUAGACGAUUGGAUGAUUGCAGGAAUGAGCUGCAUAAUUUACUGAAAGAAGAGAGGCUAUCUGGAGCAUCUUUGUUGGUAUUUGCAAAUAAGCAGGAUAUACAAGGUGCGCUUUCACCUGAUGAAGUUGCAAAAGUGCUCAACUUGGAUGCCAUGGAUAAGACACGACACUGGAAAAUUGUGGGUUGCAGUGCAUACACUGGAGAGGGGCUACUUGAGGGAUUUGAUUGGCUGGUUCAGGAUAUUGCCUCUAGGAUCUAUGUGCUUGACUGAUGCCAGUCUUUGCUUCAUUGUUCUUUUGCUGACACAAAUUUAUAGUUUGUCGAAGUCAAGAUUAUUUAAUCAUCUGCUCUUAUUUUGAUGUAUGGUCUUCUGAUUCUGUACGGAGUACUUCACAUGACUUCAACUUAAUCUUCUCGAGUGCAUCAGCUCAACUUAAUCUUCGCUAGUGCAUCAGUGCCAUUGGUUGAAUGUGAUUCUAAGGACUACACAAUUUUGCUAAACAUGAAUAUCAGGGAGGUAACACGAAGCAGAUACCCUUAGCAUCAGUUUGAGUGUGAUCCUCCUCUCAUACAGCCCCAAAUUUCUAUUACCCGGUAUACAAGAGUUUUGGUUUGUUUUUGUAUGCAAAUUAUGUAAUGAUGUGCAACGUUUACAAUCUUUGUAUGUACUAUGUAGCUGUUUUUGUACCUCAAAGGCUCUGUUCUCUUCAACUAUCUUAUAGUGUUACAUGGUGGUUGUCAUGUUGAGUGACGUGAUAGUUUACACAUUUUGUUGUGUAUGCACAUACAUUUUGUUAGUAUCUGUAGUAAUUAUAAAAUGGAAAAUCUGUGUAAUAGGAAUUUUUAAGUA
Messenger RNA from Chenopodium quinoa (quinoa), 1361 nucleotides. Its product is annotated as ADP-ribosylation factor-like protein 2. Lineage: Eukaryota; Viridiplantae; Streptophyta; Magnoliopsida; Caryophyllales; Amaranthaceae. The record is from RefSeq and is a predicted model, not a curated record. Gene Ontology annotation, molecular function: GTPase activity; GTP binding. The transcript is spliced from 5 exons. Gene Ontology annotation, cellular component: microtubule cytoskeleton; cytoplasm. Gene Ontology annotation, biological process: protein folding. The coding region runs from base 225 to 782 and encodes 185 amino acids.